UUGCUUGCCGGAUCAGGGGGAUUGAAGAUCACUAUUUCUUCAAUGGAGAUUGGGGUGCCUUCAAAUGUCAGGCAUGUAGUACAUGUCACGUUUGAUCGAUUCAAUGGGUUUCUUGGUCUACCUGUGGAGUUUGAACCCGAAGUCCCCAGGAGACCUCCAAGUGCCAGCACUAGCGUUUUUGGAGUGUCAACAGAAUCUAUGCAGCUUUCUUUUGAUUCCAGAGGAAAUAGUGUUCCCACAAUACUUCUGAUGAUGCAGCAACGCUUAUAUAUGCAAGAGGGAUUGCAGGCUGAAGGAAUCUUUAGAAUCAAUCCAGAGAAUGGCCAAGAAGAGUAUGUUAGGGAGCAACUGAAUGCAGGAGUGGUGCCGGAUAAUAUAGAUGUGCACUGCUUGGCAGGUCUUAUAAAGGCAUGGUUCCGAGAACUCCCAAAUGGGCUGUUAGACUGCCUUCUUCCAGAGGAGGUAAUGCAAGCCCAGUCAGAAGAGGAGUGUGUUCAGCUUGUGAGGCGCCUUCCACCAACGGAAGCUGCUCUGCUGGAUUGGGCAAUUAACCUAAUGGCUGAUGUUGUUCAGCUGGAACUUCUAAACAAAAUGAGUGCACAUAAUAUCGCUAUGGUGUUUGCACCAAACAUGACCAAGAUGGCAGAUCCUUUGACAGCACUGAUGCAUGCGGUCCAAGUGAUGAAUUUUCUCAAAACUCUGAUUGUCAAGACAUUGAGGGAAAGAGAAGACUCUAUACUUGAAUUUGCUCCUCUAUCCCACAUAGAACCUUCUGAUAGGAAUGGCCACCACAGCCCUCUGCAGCCAAUAUUUGAGGAGGUUGAGGAGGGGAAUGAAGAGGAUCAAGUCUUUGUAGCCUAUGAACCCUCCUUGGAAAGCGCUUCUCACCCAUUUCAGGAUGACCCAAAAACUGAAAACGAAUCUCAGGGUUUGCUGAACUCCUUUGAUAAUACCUAUCCAGUUGGAACGCAGCAUUUGCUUGAAAGCUGCCCCCGCAAGGUUGUUAACAAAGUCGGGGUUCUGGUAAAUAAAAUUGAAGAGAGUGGUUCUAGCACUAGCAGUCUGUAUGGAGGGGCUCCAUGGAGCACUCAAAAGAAGAAAACCGGCCAGUCUAAUACCUCAAAUCUCAAGAAUACACCUGAAAGAGUUCAAGCAGGGUCAGAGGCUCGGGUGGGGACAAGACUGGAGAAGAGCCGGGGAACGACCAUUGUUAGCUGUUUAAAUUCAAGAACCGAGCUGCUUGAAGCUUGGCGAUGAACAUGAUUUCACAGCUGGUGGAACAAGCCACUGAAUUUGCUUGUCGCUUGGAGAGAUUGUGUAUGAUUCAGUCAUGUUCUUAAUAUAUUUCUGGUUGAAACUUGUUUAAAUGAACAACUCCUGUUCACAUUUGACCAUUACAACUGUUCUGUAUAUCAAAAGCUACUGCUUUAUCUGCUUGUGUAAGUUCUCUAUUCUGGUUCACUAAAGUCAUGAACCUAAACAAACUGCGGACAAAUGCAAGCUCUUCUAAGCUCAUCUGCAUCUGUUCGUUCCACAUUGUUGCAUGAUUAUCUUUGUUCCAUAUUUAUUGCAGAAAGCGA
Diospyros lotus (date-plum) is the source of this 1580-nucleotide messenger RNA. Its product is annotated as rho GTPase-activating protein 1-like. Lineage: Eukaryota; Viridiplantae; Streptophyta; Magnoliopsida; Ericales; Ebenaceae. The transcript has 5 exons. The coding region runs from base 43 to 1257 and encodes 404 amino acids. The record is from RefSeq and is a predicted model, not a curated record. Gene Ontology annotation, molecular function: GTPase activator activity. Gene Ontology annotation, biological process: signal transduction.